This is a messenger RNA of Phascolarctos cinereus (koala), 1331 nucleotides long. It is a transcript of the gene MTARC1, whose product is annotated as mitochondrial amidoxime-reducing component 1. Gene Ontology annotation, biological process: nitrate metabolic process. Lineage: Eukaryota; Metazoa; Chordata; Mammalia; Diprotodontia; Phascolarctidae. The record is from RefSeq and is a predicted model, not a curated record. Gene Ontology annotation, cellular component: mitochondrial inner membrane. Gene Ontology annotation, molecular function: nitrate reductase activity; molybdopterin cofactor binding; pyridoxal phosphate binding.
GGCGUCGGGCCAGGGCCCGCGCCUCCCACCGAGGCCCUGGCCGGUGGCCGAGCCUAGGGCUCCAGCUCCUGCGUGCCCCGUCGGUGCGGGGCCCCACGAGCUGCACGCGCUCUCCUCUGCUCCACGGCCGUUCGACAGCGCACAUUCUUAGCCUUUCCCUCCGCAGUCAUGGGCGCCGCAGCUUCGUCUGCCCUCACCGGGCUCAGCCUCCUCCAGCUCCGCCUCCGUCUUGCGCUCCCAGCCUCGGCGCAGUCCAGGGCCGCCUGGCUGUGGGCGGCCGCGCUGGGACUGGCCGCCGCGGCGGCUCUGGGGGCCGCCGCCUGGAGCACGAGGGACCGGCGGCGGCGGAGACGACAGCGGCGGCUGCAGCAGGUGGGCACAGUGGCACAGCUCUGGAUCUACCCCAUCAAGUCCUGCAAGGGGGUGCCUGUGAACGAGGCUGAAUGCACCGAGUUGGGGCUGCGCAGCGGCAACCUGAGAGACAGGUUUUGGCUCGUCGUCAAUGAAGAAGGGAACAUGGUCACUGCUCGACAGGAGCCUCGCCUGGUGCUAAUUUCCCUAACCUGUGAAAACGACUCCCUGAUCCUCAGUGCAGCCUACACCCAAGACUUGAUUCUGCCUGUCAAAGUACCCACCGCCAAUGUGGUGAGGAAGUGCAGAGUUCAUGGCCUUGAGAUUGAGGGAAGAGAUUGUGGUGAUGAGGCAGCUCAAUGGAUUACUAGCUUUCUGAAGACUCAGCCCUAUCGUCUGGUACAUUUUGAGCCUCACAUGCAGCCAAGAAAUUCCAAACAAAUACUGGAUUAUUUCCGGUCUAUAGAUAAGGUCUCUUACGCUGAUGCCAGCCCUUUCUUGAUUCUCUCUGAGGCCUCACUGGCAGAUCUUAAUUCCAGGCUUGAGAAGAAGGUUAAAGCAAACAACUUCCGGCCCAAUAUAGUGCUUUCAGGAUGCAGGGUUUAUGAGGAGGAUUCUUGGAAUGAAAUCCUCAUUGGUGAUGUGGAAAUGAAAAGGAUAAUGGCUUGUGGCCGGUGCAUUUUAACAACUGUAGAUCCAGACACUGGCAUCAUGAGCAGGAAGGAACCCCUGGAAACCUUAAGGAGUUAUCGGCAGUGUGAUCCCUCUGACCAAAAGGUGUAUGGCAAGGCACCUCUCUUUGGACAGUAUUAUGUCCUGGAAUAUCCAGGAACAAUCAAAGUGGGAGAUCCAGUGUACCUCUUGGACCAGUGACAGCAGCAUCAUCUCUUUUUGUGGCAGAUUGCUUUUGUAUAUUUGCUGGGAAAUAACCCCUUUUAAGAACAGCUUUUGAUGAUGAAUAUCCUUACAAUCUCUUCUGA